AUGUAUGAGUUUGAUUAUUUGGCUGAAAAUGAAUCUGAAACUUUAUACCUAUUUGCGACUUCAAAAGAUUAGCCAGUUCAUAUGUGGGAUGUUAACAAAAGCAUAAUCUUUACUUAAUUCAGAUGCUUAAAUCAAGUUGAGGAGACUAUUACUCCAAUCUCAAUUAGGGUUAACCAUGUGCAUAAAACACUAUUAACUGGCCAUUAGAAAGGCAUUCUGAAGUUAUUUGAUAUUGAGUAAUCUCAUGAAGCACCUGAUACACUUGAAUUAGCAAUAAAGAAGAGAAGAAAGAAGCAACCAAUUUCUAGCAUAGAUUAUUCCCCAAAAGAUCCAAAUUUUAUAGCUUUAGGUUCGUUUGAUUCUUCAGUAUAUCUCAUUGAUUAAAGAGUAUUCAACAAGGUCUUUCAUAGACUUACAGAUUUCACAUAAAAAGGCAUUACUUAAGUUAAAUUUUCUAACGAUGGCAAAUACCUUUUAGUUGGUAGCAGGAAAGAGUAUAACAGCAUAUAUUAAUGGGACAUGAGAUUUCCAAGGGAAGCUAUUGUUUGCUAUAAUUAUUCCAGGCUCAAUGAAUCAAACUAAAGAGUAUAUUAUGAUCUAGAUGAAUAAAGUAAAUACCUCUACACUGGUAAUAGCGAUGGUUCAAUCUAUGUUUAUGAUAUCUAGAAAGGAGAGUUUGCUUAUAGUUUUCCUGCUAUGUUUGAUUCAGUAGGUGCAGUUAGUAUUCAUGAUCAGUUUUUAGCUACUAGUUCAGGAAUGAGACAUUUUAAUGAGAAAAUAAGUAUAAACUCAUCGUCCGAUGAUGAGAAUAAUGAUUAGUAACAAAUUGAGGAGGAUGAUAUUUAUAAAAAUUUCAAGAAUGGGGUAAGAGUUUGGCAACUUUAAAAAAUUCAGUGA
Stylonychia lemnae is the source of this 897-nucleotide messenger RNA. The record is from the annotation of a GenBank genome assembly. Lineage: Eukaryota; Ciliophora; Spirotrichea; Sporadotrichida; Oxytrichidae.